Molecule: messenger RNA, 2005 nt
Organism: Camellia sinensis
Lineage: Eukaryota; Viridiplantae; Streptophyta; Magnoliopsida; Ericales; Theaceae
Product: putative acetyltransferase At3g50280
Source: RefSeq, a predicted model, not a curated record
GCUGGCGGAUGAUCGCUGGAAAUGCGUUUGCAUCGCGCUGGUGGAUGACUGCUGGAAAUUGUCCAACACAUGUCUAUCACGUGUCUGUUAUAUUGCUAGCUUUUUCUAUUUAACACUCACAAAAGGCUUCAAAACGUUGAGGAUUGAUCAAACAUACAAGUAACUGAAAAUAGAAAAAAAUUGUAGAGAGAAACAUGGCGGAAAUUCGAUUCAUCUCCGUUGAUCUAGUCCAAGCGACUAGUCACCACCAUGGUGAAUCAACCCAUCAUAGGAUUGAGUUGACUCCAUGGGAUCUCCAACUUCUCUUAGUUGGCCCUAUCCAAAAGGGUCUUCUCUUCCUCAAACCCACACCAACACCAACACAAUCACAAUCACAACAACAACAACUACCAGUGCUGGCAAACACCAUAGUUGAUCAUCUCAAGAUCUCAUUUUCUCGCACACUUGACUUCUUUCCUCUCCUCGCUGGCCGUCUCGGUGCCAUAAAAAAUGACGACGACACCUCCUCGUUCUUCAUAGACUGCAACAAUGCCGGAGCGCAUUUCGUUCAUGCCAUCGCUGACAAUGUCACUGUUAGUGAUAUCCUUGGUCCCGUGCACGUACCUCGACUUGUCCACUCUUUUUUCCCACUAAAUGGUUACCUUAACUAUGAAGGCACUUCCAAACCAUUGCUUGCGGUUCAAGUAACUGAGCUCCUAGACGGCUUCUUCGUGGGCUGCACCAUGAAUCAUGCGGUUUCUGACGGGUCGUGUUUCUGGCAAUUCUUUAAUUCUUGGUCCGAAAUAGCUCGAGGUUCUGACAAAAUAUCGCGACCUCCGGUUCUUAACCGUUGGUUUCCUAGUGAUGUCGACUGCUCCAUUCGAAUCCCUUUUUCCUCCGAGCAAAUUAGCGAUACCUUCGUUUUACCAAAAGUAGAAGAAAUGGUUUUUCAUUUCACGAAAGAGAAAAUUGCAAAACUUAAAGCCAAAGCCAAUGCCGAGAUGAACACCACAACUAUCUCCUCUCUCCAAGCAUUACUAGCUCAUCUAUGGCGAUCUGUCGUACGUUGCCAAAACAUCAAUGACACUAACCAAGAGGUGAAGUACGUUUUCCUAGUGAGUGCGAGGCCAAGGCUUCGACCCCCGUUGCCAGAAGGGUAUUUUGGGAAUGCAAUUAAUGGUGAGAUUUUACGUGCCGCGGUGGAGGAGGUGGUGGGGAAGGGACUUGGUUGGGUGGCUUGGCAAAUGAAUAAAGCGAUUGCUUUGCAGACGAAUGAUGGGAUUAGGAAAUUGUACGAGGAUUGGGUAAAGAAUCCAAAACUAUUGAAAAUGAGUGUGAUGACAAACAAUGCCUUGACGACUAGUAGUUCGCCUCGGUUUAAUGUGUAUGGGAAUGACUUUGGUUGGGGAAAACCAGUGGCGGUGAGAAGUGGCAGCGCGAACAAGAGUGAUGGGAAGAUAACGGUUUUUCCCGGGGUGGAAGAAGGGAGUAUUGACAUUGAGGUUUGCUUGUUGCCUCAGAAGUUGGUUGCUAUGAGGGAUGAUGAAGAGUUCAUGGAGGCUGUGACUAUGUGAUCCAUGUCAAGUUUGGCUUCGUUUGAGAACACAAUGAAGAAGGUAAUGAAGCAUUAUUUGAUCGGUGAUAGGAAAGGUGUGCGGUUGAUGUUUGUUCAAAUGGUAUUGUUUGCCUGGUGGUGUUUUGUUGUGUCUUCGAAUAUAGAAGACGACCAAGGGAAAUUACUGACAUUUAUGAUAUGUUUGAUUGGAUGUACUGAAUAAGGGGGAUUAGAAUCUAUUGGACUUGAGUCUUAGGACUGUGAAUCUUCGGACUAUUUGGUUAGAUUGGAUAUGUAUCCUGUGUUUGUUUUUUCAUGGGAUUAGAUGUUUGAAAAGAACUAUUUUUAGUGAAUCCAAUGUUUGGUUGGACGAACUGGAUAGGAUAAACGAACAAAAGAUUAUUUUAUCAUUUUUUAAUUAUUUACUAAGUAAUAGCAAUAUUAAACAUAUCUUUAAUAUUUUAAUUAUUU